Messenger RNA from Blastomyces dermatitidis ER-3, 276 nucleotides. RefSeq lists its product as uncharacterized. The coding region runs from base 1 to 276 and encodes 91 amino acids. The transcript has 2 exons. NCBI's taxonomy places the organism in Eukaryota, Fungi, Ascomycota, Eurotiomycetes, Onygenales, Ajellomycetaceae. The record is from RefSeq and is a predicted model, not a curated record.
AUGCCUUCAUCUUCUUCAGCCUUAUCACUGCAUCUGAUCUUCAGGCCAGCGGCUCAUCUCAUCUCUUCUUCAGACCAGCCUCUGACUCUAAGCAGUGUAGUUCUCUUCUUUGCUCUCUCAGUGUUGUCAGUGUCUCCUGCAGUCUCACAGGCCUAUGAUCAUCUCUUCUCUGCUCACACAAUCUCUGACCAGGCAUAUGCAAAUAUGUCUAGAUUCUCUAUCAAUGAUUCUCACACCACGGUGCAUUUCCGCAAUCUCAUUAUCAAUGAGAGAUGA